CAUUUGUCAUCACGGCAGCCACGGAUAAGUAAUUGCGAGAGGCUAUAUUCACACAGCACGCAAGAAUGCUGAGGCGGUCUAGCUGCAUUUUGAUUCAUUUAUAUAGAGAAACAGCCUCCUGUUGAGCACCCUUCUCACCAAAGUCUGCUAAAUUAACCACAAACCCCUUGACCAAACAAGCCAUGGCUGAAUCCAAGAAGCUGCACCUCACGGCCUUCAUGCGCCCGGUGAGCCUCCACACGGGGGCGUGGCGGUACCCGGGGGCGUAUGCCGACGCCAACUUCAACCUAGGGCACCUCAAGUCCUUCAUCCAGAAGCUCGAGGCGGCCAAGUUCGACGCCUUCUUCAUGGCGGACCACCUGGCGGUGCUGAACAUGCCGGUCGAGGCGCUCAAGCGCAGCCACACCGUCACAUCGUUCGAGCCCUUCACGCUGCUGUCGGCGCUGUCGGUGGUGACCGAGCGCAUUGGGCUGGCGGCCACGGCGUCGACCACCUACGACGAGCCGUACCACGUGGCGCGGCGCUUCGCGUCGCUCGACCACCUCAGCAGCGGCCGCGCCGGCUGGAACAUCGUCACCACGGGCAACCCCGAGUCGUCUAAGAACUUUGGCCGUGACGAGCACCUCGAGCACAGCGAGCGCUACAAGCGCGCGCGCGAGUUCUACGACGUCGUGACUGGUCUGUGGGACAGCUUCGCCGACGACGCCUUCGUGCGCGACCCGGCCUCGGGCGUCUACUUCGACCCCGACAAGCUGCACGUGCUCAACCACAAGGGUGACGACCUGGCCGUGCGCGGCCCUCUUAACAUGGCCCGCCCCGUGCAGGGCUGGCCCGUCAUCAUCCAGGCCGGCCAGUCGGACCCGGGGCGGCAGCUGGCCGCCGAAACCGCCGAGGCCGUCUUCUGCUCGCCGCGCGACCUCGCGUCGGCCAAGGCGCUGUAUGCGGACAUCAAGGGCAGGGCGGCAGCCGCGGGCCGCAGCCGCGAGCACCUCAAGAUCCUGCCGGCGGCCUUCAUCGUGGUGGGUGACUCGGCCGAGGACGCGCGGGCGAAGCGGCUCAAGCUCGACAGCCUGGUGCACUACGACAGCGCCAUCGCGUCGCUGUCGGUGGCGCUGGGCAGCGACGCGACGGGGUUUGAUCCGGACGCGCCGCUGCCCGUCGAUCAGAUCCCCGACACCAACGCCAGCAAGACCAGCCUGGCCAGCGUGCUCAAGCUGGCCGCCGACGAGCAGCUCACCGUGCGCCAGCUCGCCGGCCGCUACGGCGGAUACUCGGGCCUCGCCUUUGUGGGCACCCCGCAGACCAUCGCCGACGAGAUGGCUGUGUGGUUGGCUGAGGAGGCCGCGGAUGGCUUCACUGUCGUGUUUCCGUUCCUACCCCAGGGCCUCGACGACGUCACGCUGAAGCUCGUGCCCGAGCUGCAGCGCCGCGGGCUAUUCCGUGAGGAUUAUGAGGGCACGACGCUGCGCGAACACCUCGGUCUGCCGCGGCCCGAGAACCGCUUCUUCCCCAAGUCGUAGGGCUGCGCGGUGGUUCGCAGCAGGAAAAUGUUAAAUGGUGCUAGGAAUAGUUAAUUACAAAAACAGUUAAAUUAACGUCCAAUGUUGAAGGACUGUGCCAGCUUUCGAGUCUGCAGUGGCUGCUAUUGUUCUUUUUGCCCUUGGACGUUUAAUCAGCUCUGACGAUUUGAUAAACCUUGCCCGACGUGUUCUUCUUUAGACAAGACGGAAUGGAUAUUUAAUUCAAUGAGUUUAAUUGGGCCUUGAUUAGAUAGAAUAGAACACGCGGUAUCCAAGUGCCAAAAGCAUAAAAGAGCACGAGAACGGAAAAGCUUCGUAGGAGUUCUUUUCGUUAUCUUCACCUUAUCUUCACCUCUUUACCUUCACCUUAUCUUCACCUCCUUAUCUUCACCUUAUCUUCACAUCCUUUAAGAAGCAACCUUCCAUAGUCUUGGUUCUAAACCCA
Messenger RNA from Lasiosphaeria miniovina, 1965 nucleotides. RefSeq names its product alkanesulfonate monooxygenase. The record is from RefSeq and is a predicted model, not a curated record. Gene Ontology annotation, molecular function: monooxygenase activity; oxidoreductase activity, acting on paired donors, with incorporation or reduction of molecular oxygen. The transcript has a single exon. The coding region runs from base 183 to 1520 and encodes 445 amino acids. NCBI's taxonomy places the organism in Eukaryota, Fungi, Ascomycota, Sordariomycetes, Sordariales, Lasiosphaeriaceae.